Ictidomys tridecemlineatus (thirteen-lined ground squirrel) is the source of this 4626-nucleotide messenger RNA. It is a transcript of the gene Fosb, whose product is annotated as FosB proto-oncogene, AP-1 transcription factor subunit. Gene Ontology annotation, biological process: regulation of transcription by RNA polymerase II. The record is from RefSeq and is a predicted model, not a curated record. Gene Ontology annotation, cellular component: nucleus. Lineage: Eukaryota; Metazoa; Chordata; Mammalia; Rodentia; Sciuridae. Gene Ontology annotation, molecular function: DNA-binding transcription factor activity, RNA polymerase II-specific; RNA polymerase II cis-regulatory region sequence-specific DNA binding.
CCUAGACCAUAGAGGUACUGCUUUGUAGGUCUUAUACUUUAAGUCUAGGGUGCCGCGAACACCCGCCACCCAUCAAAGCCGCGCCAAAACCCAGGAUCUGAAUUGGCUUACGGUGCACUUUGCAAACUGCAAAGAAUCGGGAGAUGUUUGCAACUGGUCCUGUGCGCGGAGCGCGGGGAGGGAAUGCAGCUGGGCAAGCUUUGAGGCGUGUGUUGGCGGGGGGGGGGUGUACUCCAGUCAGUGCAACGUGUAUGCCGCAGCAGAGCUCAGAACUUUUAGCCGGCUCCGGACAGUCCCCGGCUUAGAUCCCCAACCUGAAGCUAGCGUAGUUACGCUAGAGGAGAAAACCCGGGGAAGCUACCAGUAGCUUCCUCUUCUUUUCGCCUCCUUCGGAGCGCUGAUUCUAACACCCGAUCGCCCUCCAUCUAGUCGGGAAAGCGGGUCUCGAACCCUCAGCUACGCUGCCUCCGCCUCCUGCGCGGAUACGUAACGGGGGACCCGUGCGUAACGGCUGACGCGCUGGAAUCCUCCGUCUGACGCGGGGCACGCACGGCGCGCAGCGCCCCCUUCGUCCGCCCCGCCCCUGACGUCCCGGGAGCGUUCUAUUUUGGAACGCCGGGGCCACGUUGCUAAGGGAGGGGGCAGCUUGGCGUUCCGAUUGGUCGCCGCAGCGCAAGCUUUGGCCAAUCAACUUUCCCUUCCUAUUUGUAGGGCUCAGUUCCCUUCCCCCUCUGUGUCCCCGGAACCCGUGGUUCCUCGGCGCUAGGGUCUCUUACAGAACUCUAGGGAGAGAGCGAGGGGACUCGUGUCGCGACUAGAGCGACUUCUCUGCGAUCCAAUGGGUCUGAGAGGACCUUGCGGGGAUCUGGCCCCUCGGCUCUCAGAAGCAAGAGGUGUCUGUUUGUGUGCCGGCGUUUUUUCGGGAGAUAUGGUGCUUGUCACCUUCGUCUCCAGGCACACAGAGAAACUCUUUUAUUCCUUCUGCUCUGGACACCCGGCUCAUCUAGUGUGUCUGAAGACAAAACUAGAACCGCUAGCGGGAGGGGAACCAGGCAGGUGGUCUCCAGGAGCUCCGCCCCCCCUGAGUUCCCAGGGCGCUGAUUGGCUGGCGAGCCAGCCCGUCCCUCACCACGCCCCCCGGGAGAGUAGUUCAGCCUAAAGAGCAAUUCUAGGAUUCCACUUGCGGGUGGGUGGGCGAUGAGCGCUUCUAGGGCUUGGGGGCUCGGGUCCUACACCCUUCCCUCUCCGCGAAAGUCUGAGGGAGCCCGAUUGUCACUUUUCUGUACCUGUCCGUCUACCUUAACCUGUCUAUCACGGUCUCACUAAGGAGAGGCAGUUACUUGAAACGAUGCUCUCAACUCCUAGGCCUGUCCCCCACCACCGUUUUAACUGGGAUCCCCGCCCCUGCCCGAGACCUCUCACAGAGGGGUGUGUGUAUGUGUGUGUGUGUAGAGGAAGGCUUGGUCUAAGGCCUCUCCCUCUCCCUCCCCUUGCCUCUGGGGUGGGGGUGGGGUGUUGUGGCUGUGUGUGUGGCUGUGGCUCCAUCCCGGGGUUCUGUCACCCGGCUGUGUCCAGCCUCCUCCCCACCCCCCCACACCUAAGAGUCACCAACCCGGGGUGUGAUUCACCACCCGCUGGAACCGUGCAACCUUUCCCCGAGGAAGAAGGAGGAGGUAGAAGCCAGUUGAGCAGAAAUCCUCUCAUUAACCACUGCGUCACGGUGUAGUGGAAGGGAGUGCGCCGGUCUGGGGGAAAUGCCCGGUUCCUUCGUGCCCACGGUCACCGCGAUCACAACCAGCCAGGACCUCCAGUGGCUCGUGCAACCCACCCUCAUCUCUUCCAUGGCCCAGUCCCAGGGACAGCCACUGGCUUCCCAGCCCCCGGCAGUAGACCCCUACGACAUGCCAGGAACCAGCUACUCCACACCAGGCAUAAGUGGCUACAGCAGUGGCGGAGCUAGUGGCAGUGGCGGGCCUUCAACCAGCGGAACUACAAGCGGACCUGGGCCUGUCCGUCCAGCCCGAGCCCGGCCUAGGAGACCCCGAGAGGAAACGCUUACCCCAGAGGAAGAGGAGAAGCGAAGGGUUCGCCGGGAACGGAACAAGUUGGCAGCAGCUAAAUGUAGGAACCGGAGGAGGGAGCUGACUGACCGGCUGCAGGCGGAGACAGAUCAGCUGGAGGAAGAAAAGGCAGAACUGGAGUCGGAGAUCGCCGAGCUCCAAAAGGAGAAGGAACGUCUGGAGUUUGUGCUGGUGGCCCACAAACCGGGCUGCAAGAUCCCCUACGAAGAGGGGCCCGGGCCUGGCCCGCUGGCGGAGGUGAGAGAUUUGCCGGGGUCAGCAUCCGCUAAGGAAGAUGGUUACAGCUGGCUGCUGCCGCCCCCGCCACCACCGCCCCUGCCCUUCCAGACCAGCCAAGACGCACCCCCCAACCUGACGGCUUCUCUCUUUACACACAGUGAAGUUCAAGUCCUCGGCGACCCUUUCCCCGUUGUUAACCCUUCGUACACUUCCUCGUUUGUCCUCACCUGCCCGGAGGUCUCCGCGUUCGCCAGCGCCCAACGCACCAGCGGCAGUGACCAGCCUUCCGACCCCCUGAACUCGCCCUCCCUUCUUGCUCUGUGAACUCUUUAGACAAACAAAACAAACAGUCCCACAAGGGAGAGAGAUUUGGACGAGGAGGAGAGAGGGGAAGAGACAAAGAGGGCGUGUGGCCUCCCUGACUCUUCUGUCUGACCCUCUGCCGCCACUGCCGUCGGACAGGAGGACCUCCUUGGGUUUUGUGCGGGCCUCUUGUUUCUGUGCCCCGGCGAGGCCGGCGGGAGAGCUGGUGACUUUGGGGACAGGGGAUGGGGAGGGAAUGGAUACCCCCAGAUACCUGUUGGUCCUGUCACUUCAAUCCAACCUCUGGGGAUGGGUGGCGUGGGACAAGAGAAGGGCGCUGCGGGAGUGCGGAGGGCUGCGGGCGGGGCUGGAGCGCGCAGGGAGGCCCAACAAGGAAUCGCCACACUCCCCCUGGCCCUUCCACGCCCACCCUUGAGGGGGCUGGCCAGUCUGCUCCCCCAGCACCCCGGCCUUGGCUUAACCACCCCACGUUUCCACGAGGUUAGAGCCUCCUCUGGGCAGAUUUGAGUCCCCCUAGGGGGAAGCCAAUGGCCCCUCUGAAAACCUGCUUCCCCCCAGACCUAAUCUGAAAUGUGAACUUCUUCCUUGACCGUCCGACCGCUCCCUCCCGGUAAAACUGGCCAGGAUGGAACUUUCCGGCCUCCUGGGACCCGGACCCGGCCCCGGCCCUGCUGGUGGCCAGCCCCCUUUGCAUUGCAGUGUUGUGCCCAGCCCCUCCUCCAGCCGCCCGGCCGUCCUUGUUGGGCCUUUCUGGUUUCCGGCAGCAGGGGGCGCUGCGCCGCCGUCCUGCUGGACUGCUGUAUACUGUGAAUGAGCCGGCGAUGGGGGGCAGGCCGGGCGGGCAGAAGCCCGGCCCCCCAAAGCCUUCCUUGGGUCUCCCCUGCCCCACCGCCUCCUUCUCCCUGGGACAAUGAGUUAGAUCCAAAGGGGUGACAGAUUCGACGGGGGCUGACAGUGAUCCGUGCCCUUGGCCUCUCUCCUCAGGACCCUGGGCCGAGCCCUGGCCUUCUUGGAGGCCCUGCCUCCUUCCCCAGCCUAGGACGCCAACUUCUCCCUGCCCUCGGCGCCCCACGUCCUCCCUCUCCAGAAGGGGAGCGAGGGGCUCGGCAUUCUCGGGAGAAGUUUUAAGGGCUGAGGCUUUGGCCCCAGACCCCCAAUGUUUUGGGACUGGCCAACUUGGAGGGGCCGGGCUGCCACCCUCCCUUCCCCCGGCCCCUGCAGCCCAUCUGGGUCCGGCUCUCCCUCCCGCCUGUCCUUGUGCUUCACGUCAUGGGAAUUUCAUCGUGAGGCAAAUUUCUAUUUUUUAAUAUGGGGGGUGGCCCCGCCCCCUCCGUGCUGCAUGGACCACACAUUCCAUGGCCGACCCAUGUCCGGCCCUGGCCCAGACCCUCCCGAGCUAUUUAUCCCUUUCCUGGUUUCCGAAAGGCACUUAUAUCUAUUAUGUAUAAAUAAAUAUAUUAUAUAUGGGUGUGUGUGUGUGCGCGCGUGCGAGUGUGUGAGCGCUUCUGCAUUUACCAGCGUGCCGUGGAGUUGGACUGCUUCUGGAAACUUUGAACCCGUCUGUCUGGCUGUCUAUCAGACGUCUCCCUUCUUGUCCAGGCCCCUCUGGCUGUGCUGUCAGUCCCUGAGGGCCUUCCACAGUGUCUUCUCUCUCUGGCCAUGUCCACCUGUCCUCUUCCUGACUGUCCCUGAUCCUCCAGCUGUCUGCUGACUCUGGGUUUGUUGGGGACAUGAGAUUUCAUUUUUGUGAGUAAGCUGAGGGAUGUUAGAUUUGUACGAUCUGUAUCAUUGAGAAUUCUGGGUGCGAGUGUGAGACUUUGUGCGGGGCCUGCCCCUGCCAAUCACAAUUUAUUGACUCCCCAACCCCCACUCCAUGCUGUAUUUGUGGAUCUUUUGUAUUUUGCACCUGACCCGGGGGGCUGGGGCAGGCUGGCACUGGACUGCUCCCCUCCCCCUUUGGUUCUGCACUGUCGCCAAUAAAAAUCUCUUAAAAAUGCAUGCA